GCCGUGACACCAUGAGGUGGUCGAUCCUCCUGAGCCUAUUCCUGGCAAUCCAAACGGAAUUGGUUUUAGCUGAAGGCAAAGGCGCAGAACUCGCGAGGAGAUAUGCAUUGCAGGAUGAUGAUGUCUCUUCAUGGAAAAAAGUUGAAAAGGCUGAACAACCGUUGUCCAAAUCUAAGUCUAUCUCAGUGAAUAAGAAAGAUAUUUCAGUUGGAAUACCUAUUGAUUUCGAACUGGAUAUCUGGGGGACCGCCGAAAGAUGUGUGGCGAUGCACAACGACGUGUUCUAUGAAAUAUAUCCAAACAUGAAUUUGACAAGUGCAAGUUCAGAUAAGCAAGGGAAUGCUUGUGGCUUCACACUCCACAUCGGCUGGGAAUACGCUGGCAACUGGACACUGACAGGUUACUACCAAGAAUCGAACAAAUCGGUAUCAUACUCCAGUUUUUACGAGCUGCGCGUGUAUAAGCGAGCAAUUGUGCAGCCAUCUCCGGAGGUCACCUUGAGGUCCGGUUACGCAACCUUCUACCUCCCCAGUGUUUUCGAUAAUCCAACAUCCUGCCAGAUAAAAAAUGACGAGGGCAAAACGUAUGAACUUCUGAAUCCCAUUGACCCAGCUGAAGGCAUUGAGCUCUACAAGAUUUGUGGUGUGAGAAUGCGGUACGAUAAAUCGCGACUAGGCAGAUGGACGAUCACUCAAUCGCGUGGAAAUUACAAUGAAAUUAUGGCGACAUUCAGGAUUUACGAGGCCUUCGACACUGAACGUCCUAAGAUCCAGACACAACUGAUUUGGGAACGCGGCGCUUCUGAAACCUUGGAACUAACCGCACGUGAUGCAACUUAUUGUGACGUGGUGACACCGGAUGGUGUUGUCAUUCCACUCUCUUAUGAGUGCAAAUAUACCCUGAAUGUGACCGAUAAGCAUGCCGGUGUCUGGAAAGGACGACACGGAUCUGUUCACAGUAUGAAACUCGUGGAAGAAGAAUACAAUGUUGAAGUUUGGAAUCCUGAGGCCUUGGAGAUAUCCGUGUCCUACGAAGAUGAUGGAGUCAACAUGCUCUGCAGGACUGGAUUGAGAUCUCUCAGCAACUGCAUGUUCAAGUCGCCCAAUGGCACUGUAAUAUCCCUCCAAGCUGGUGUGGGGGACGGAAACUACGAAUACUAUGGAACUGGCUUCGCAUUAGCCUCACGCAAUCAGCCAAAAAAGAGAGCAGAGUGCGGGCUGAUGAUUCGUAACCCCUCGGCCUACGACUACGGCGUGUGGAAAUGUUCCAUGAAAGAUAUCUCCGUGAGAAAAAAGGAAAUCACACUCCAAGGCCUCAUUGACGUUCAAAAUUCCAAAGGGAAGCGUCUCGACGGUGAAAUUGUUUCGAGCUCACCGGUCUACGUCAAACGCGGAUCUGAAUUUGUGAUUCGAUGCAGUACGAACGCCCCAUUGAAUUUCUGUUGGAUGCGAAGUCCCAAUGGCACUAUGUACUCAGUAACAAAAAACGAAAGAGGUGGAAAUCUUCUGCGUUACAAUGGCGAAGGUCUGUCAAUGGGUGUUUGUGGUGCAGUAGUUGAAAAUGCUGACGACACGCACAGGGGUGAUUGGAGCUGUCGGUUGGGUGUUGUCGGUGCUGCGGAAGUAGAGUCGAUAGUUCCGGUUACGGUCACUGAAUCCGAGCUCAUCUCAGAAAUAGAGAACAUCUCGACUCAUCAAGGAAAAUCAACAAUCCUUAGCUGUCGGACGUUACCUUCCAGUGAAGCAACCAUCGAUUAUUGCCGAUGGGUACGUCCGAAUGGAGAUGGCAUUUAUCGAAAUACUGCAUCGCGUUAUGUGACGCGACAAAAAAAUGACGGAUGCAUGUUAACCCUAAAUGCCGUCGCCGAUGAAGACUUUGGAACUUGGACGUGUCUCGCACGUCUCACCACUGGCUCCGACGUCGAAGUCUGGAGUAAAAUUGAGUUGAAAGAAAAAUUAGACACAGCGAUCGCUGCAAAUGCAACACUUCGCACUGUGGCCUUUGCUCUCCUCGGUGCAAUAUUAAUUUGCGGUAUCUUCGUAAUAAUUGCAAUGUACUACCGAAAGAAUCGGCAAACAUCAACACCAGCCUACGACAUCAACUACUUCUACCCGAAGAAUCCAGAUGUCAAAGUCAUCCCAUUUUUCACCGAUACGAAAAUACCAGAAAAAAUAGCAAAACAGUAGGAACAACGUGCCCCAAUCACCUCUAAUAAAAUCACUCAUCAAUUUUGCCUCCACCAUCCCAGGUAAUAAUAAAAACAAUUAUUUUGACAACUGAAAAAUCCGGAAUUCACUUCGUUAGAGAAUAGCGAAUGAACACAUGAAAUAAACGACCAUUGAAUAAUGAAACAAAAACAAACAGGUAGGGAAAAAAAAAAAUUGGAACAAUGGAAAUUGACUCGAAACUGAGGAAACGAUGGUAAAAAUAGGAAUGAAAAAACAGCGGACUACAUUUUUCAUUUAUAGGAUAAACCGAUAACGAGUUAUUGGAUUUUUAAAUCUUUUGUACGAGUUCUCGAUACAUUUAAUCCCCUGAACUUUUGAUACAUUUAACAUCCCCCUCUCUUCUUUCCUCGAUCGGUUGUUUUCGGUGGGAAUUUUGUGGAUCAGUCUGAGAGAUCUGUCUUAUCUGUAGAAAUCACGUAAAUUACGUGUCUGCAGACACGUUCAGAGAAUUUAAUCCCCGAUGUAAAUAAACGGGCAUUGAGUUCACUUGAGUUAUCCCCUCUGGACAAAUGCUCCCUUUCGCAUGAGGUGAUACGUCGUAACACGGGACUUGACAGUACGUGAUUUUUCAAUUGAAAAUCCGUACACAUGAGUACACCCCUUCGGGUUAUUGGUACGCGUGCCACUUUGACGCCGACUGAUCAUUGUACGUCGAAAUGCUCCGGGGCUAUCCUUCCCACGUUUUCGUGGUAACACACAACGUAUCAACUGCUCGUUGAUUCAUUGUGCUCAUCAGAUCGAUAUAUCGUUCACACGUUCCACACUCGUGUCGAAUAAUAAAUUGAUAAUUUAUAAGGGGGGUCGAUGGAAGGAUUAUGGGUAAAUAAUGGGUUCAUUGGUUUCUCAUGAAACUGACAGCUGUACGUCUAAUUAUGGGAAACAGCCUCUGGACAAUUCGCUCGGAGCACUUUUUUAAUUGCACGAGAUAUUUAUAGCGGGCGUUUCAUUAAGUUUUUAUAGUUUACGUUCAAUAUAUUUUUAAGUGCCUUAUAUACUCCAGGAUGAAUGCGGAAUAUAUUUCCAGAUAAAAUCCAUGGAACAUUUUUAGGAGAUUUUUACAUCGAAUAAAUUCCAGGUUUAUGGAAUGUAUAGAUUUCAUUGUAUUUAGCUCGAGCGAAUUGAUGGAAUUUAAUUGUUGAUUUACAUGAA
Messenger RNA from Fopius arisanus, 3377 nucleotides. RefSeq lists its product as uncharacterized. The record is from RefSeq and is a predicted model, not a curated record. The coding region runs from base 12 to 2186 and encodes 724 amino acids. The transcript has 11 exons. Lineage: Eukaryota; Metazoa; Arthropoda; Insecta; Hymenoptera; Braconidae.